Molecule: messenger RNA, 2121 nt
Organism: Cylindrotheca closterium
Lineage: Eukaryota; Bacillariophyta; Bacillariophyceae; Bacillariales; Bacillariaceae
Source: the annotation of a GenBank genome assembly
AUGAACAGGUUCUUUGCUUUUGGCAUCGUGGCCAUUCUCUAUUUGCCCAGUUUCGAUUUCACAGCUACAUCUUGUGGUCUCAAAGAGGCAAGGAGGUUGCUGAACAGGCUUGAAGAUGAUGGCUGGAGUGAUGUACUUCAGUCCUGUUCGGAAGUCCAAUACGAGACUUCUAUCUACGUUCACAAGCAUAUUUUUGUGGUCUCGACACCUGUCGUCAAAGGCGACUCUGGUUGUCCAAGCAUAGCCAUGGAGCAAAGUGGCGCUCUUGGAAAGCCGUCUGAUGCGGACUCUGACGCUCUCACUGAUUCUGAGAUUCGUACCGUGAAUGUACAUGAAGUCAUUCUCCCAAAUUACAUCGACCCGAAGAGUUUUCCAUACUUGCCGCUGGGAACCUUUCUGCUUAAAGAGAUUGCAAAAGCAUUCCACAAUGCAAAAGCCCAAGUUCUUUCAGAUCCGGACAGCAUGCAAAACUUUGACAUUGUCACUGAGAACUGCGGUCACUUUCCGAAUCGUAUGAUGGACCUUUUGAACGUGGAGAUCGAUCAUGAAAUGGUUCGAUUCAUCGCAAGUCGACUUCAAAAGACAAACCCUGCCCUCGCUCAAGAUGUGCGCAAGAGUCCCAGCGCAACUAAAUUGUUGUCCGACCGCAGCAGGCUUGACGACCUCACAGAUCUACAGUUGAUCGAGUUGAACGUUGAGUUCAAAGUGAAACAUCUGUACAACUCAUCAACGGCUCCUCUUAGUGAUAUCUACAACAACAAGCUGCCCAAGGAGGAAGGUCGUCGUCGCAGAAUCCUUUCAACGGAAGAGGAGGAAACAGUGACACUUAAAACGGAUAGGCGACUUUCAGAAACAAAAUGCGGUCGAUGGUACUCCUCUAGAUGUCUUGCAGAAAGCGACAUCCGCUAUGACCCUACAGCUUCCAAUGCAAUCGCCGAUCAGAACCCUUUGUGGAAGAAGCUUGAAGGCCUUUACGAAGCAUCUGCCACCGCUUAUGGUCCUGAUGGACGAGCUAUUGAGCCCUCCUUUCUGAAGGAAAACGCCGUUUCUUUUUCACCCGAUCAAAUGCCAUACACCCAAGCCCCCUACAAAAUGUUCAUUAACAUCACAUUGAGUGGUUCGAGAAUGUACGAGCAAAUGCAUGCUAUCUAUCCUCCUCCACCGAGUGCAUUUUGUACCCAGCCUAUACCAGAAGGAAUGCUAAAUGUUAUUUUGCCAGGACAAUGCGGUUUGAGUGGGACUUCCGGAUUCUAUGAGCGCUUUGGAACCAGCACUUUCGAAAAGGACGGAUCUCUAGCGAUGUUGCCUUUUGGAUCAACAAUGACGGGCGUUAAGCUUGAUCGCAAGUCGUAUGUGAGUCUCCCUGCUGGUGAAAGCAAUCACUUCUCCAGCUACAUGGAAGGUGAUUUGCUUGUACAAUACGCAUCUGCUUGCCUUGAUGCAGAGUGUAGUCAACUAUCCACGACUAUUGAUUACUAUGUCACCUCUAUUCCGGAAGGUGAAGAGUUCAAGGUUGUUGCUUCCACUCGGAUGCUUGCCAAGAGAAUCACAUCAUCCGAGGACUUCCACGAUGCACUUGAACAAGCUUACUUUGAGAACAAUGUGCCCCCCGAUCAAAGACCAUUCAAAGGCGACUGUCUAUCAGGUUACUGUCCAGACAAAAGCGACUGGUGUGAGUACGACCCUGAGUGUGCUGUCUCUCCAUAUCAAGAGCCAGAAGCAAGUAUCUUGAUCGGACCAAUUGCAGGGAUCGGGUUGGCUGUCUUUGUGGUCAUCUUUUCUGCUUUGUUUUACUUCCACAGGAGCCAAAUGAAGCAAAAGGAGGCCGUGCUGCGCGCCAAGUUUGCAGGUCGCAUUGCUGAAGGUAUCCGUGUCAAUGGUAAUGCAGGUAGUCUCUCCCCUGAUGAAUUGGCAUCCGAAUUUCACAAAAUUGACCAGGAUAAGGGUGGGGCCCUCGAAAAGGAAGAGUUGUGGGCGUUCUUGCAGUCUGGAAGAGUUGGCCAUAUGAGCCGGGCUGACUUUGACAUGUUAUUCUCAGUGAUUGAUAUUGAUCGAAGUGGCAACGUCGAUUUCAACGAGUUUGUCGCUUUCUUUGCCAAAUGUGACAUGAACCAGACUUGA